UAUAAUUAUGUAUGAUUUAAAAAAAAAAAAAUUAUAUUUUUAUAAAUUAAUAUUAACAUGCGUUUAGAUUCUUUUUGUAUUACAUUAGAAAUAAAAAAAUAAUUGAAUAAAGCAAAGAAAAAAAAAAAAAGAAAAAAAAAAGAGAUUAUGUGGCAGAACGCACAGUAGAAGAGGAUAUUCCGUGCAUAAGACAAUUAGUUCAUUGGAACAGUUCUCCAAAUGAAGGUCUUGGUCAAAGCCAUGAAGCCUUAGUUCAUCGACUUCGUCAAUUGGGUCACAAUGACUUAGCUGAUUGGCUUGGGAAAUCCACGUUUAAACAACUUGGAAUGGAUAUGGAAAGAAUUAUGAAUCGACCAUUUGAUAAAUUAAGCGAACAAGAAAUUGAGACAUAUUAUCCAUUAACAAUCGAUCCAAUUGAAAAUCCCGGAAACGAUGAUUUUUGGUCUCAAUUAAAUAUCAUCUUAUUGGCAAUAAUGUUAGGUUUAAUGGGAACUUUAUUAACAUUAAUAGGAUAUAUUAUUUUUUAUAUGAUCAAAGUGCGUUUACGUAGAACAAAAUACAGAAAAAUGAAGCAAGAAAUGGAUACUGAUAAAACGUCGGAAAAAGAAAAACAAAAAAUCAACAAGACAAAAGAGAUGCUACAUAUUAUUGAUAAUUCGUCUGAUUAAUUGAAUUUCUUAAAUAUUUCUUCGAUAAGAAAUAAAAUUGUGGAUAGGGUGUGUAUGUAUGUGUGUACGUAUAUAGAAUAGAAGCAUGAAAUUUCAAUUCAUAUUAUAUAUCGCUUCACUAGUGCUCUCUAGCGUAUUAGUUUGGAACUCGAUUCAAACUUUUCAUGUUACCCAUUCCUUUCCGAUACGAAAGGUAAAUAAAAAGUA
This is a messenger RNA of Vespa velutina, 875 nucleotides long. RefSeq lists its product as uncharacterized. NCBI's taxonomy places the organism in Eukaryota, Metazoa, Arthropoda, Insecta, Hymenoptera, Vespidae. The record is from RefSeq and is a predicted model, not a curated record. Bases 327 to 668 code for a protein of 113 amino acids. The transcript is spliced from 3 exons.